Molecule: messenger RNA, 991 nt
Organism: Argiope bruennichi
Lineage: Eukaryota; Metazoa; Arthropoda; Arachnida; Araneae; Araneidae
Product: guided entry of tail-anchored proteins factor CAMLG-like
Exons: 4
Coding region: 120-935 (271 amino acids)
Biological process (GO): tail-anchored membrane protein insertion into ER membrane
Cellular component (GO): GET complex
Source: RefSeq, a predicted model, not a curated record
UACGCUGGCAAAAUACGCUAUUACCCGAGCGUUAACUGGAGUGGAUAUCUCUUCCAUUCUCAAUUCUCACAUACAUACAUGCCGUUUGUAAUAAAUUCCCAUACAUUCACACAUAAACAAUGGCAGAUGAUAUCGCUCGUCGUAGAGAAAUCCGUAGACGAAAAAUUCUUGAAAGUUCAGAAGCAAGAAUAAAAAAGAUCUUUAAUGUUAAUACGAAUGAGACUUUAGAAAAAGACCCACUAAGACAUGAAGAUAGUGUUGCUAGUAAUAGGAAUUAUGGUGAAAUAAAUCAAAGAAAUUCCAGUCUUGAAGAUGAUGACUUUCCAGUUGGUGAUUAUGAAUUUGCUUCUAGAGAAAAGCAUACCACUGAAAAUCAAUCUAGUAAAUGCACAAAUAGACUACUAAUUUGUGACUCUCAGUCUUCAUCUUCUGCAAAUGGAGACUUCUCUAGCUCAUCUUCUUUUGAAAAUUACAUCUUUCCUAAAAAAGUAUCUGCUGCUGAAACAAGAUCAUUCGGUAGAACUAGGUCAGAUGUUCGACGUAACAGUAGUUGCACUCAAAUAAUGAUGGAAACAUUGCAGUUUUCUUCUUUCUCUUUGAAACUGUUGCGUGUAUGGCUAGCUGUAGUUGCAGCUUUUGUUGUGAAAGCAUACUUCUUAUUGUCAAAGAAUGUGCCAGUUUUCAAAACCAUAUUCAUUCCAUAUGUGAUGCUGGAGAUAGCAUUUUACUCAUGGUCAAAGUUUGAACCUCAGCUGUGCUCAAGACCUUUGGCUUCUUCUAUUAUUUCUGGAGUACUGCUUAUUUGUGGAUUACCAUCAACUGCUGUGUCUUCAUUUAACUCAGCGUGGAAUAGUUGUCAAAGUUUAAUCAUUGACUUAUGUGUCUAUCUAUUUUCAUUUGUAAUUUUUCAUCUUGUUUUUGAAACAUGUAUGUAAAUUAUUAUGAAAUCCAACUGUGUGUUGUCAAAUAAAUUUUGUAUAUCAAUAUUUUC